AUGUUGUUGCCAAUACACAAAAGUGCUGCUUUCAUCGGAGCCAAGAAACGACCCAGCAAACUAAGCAGCUUAACAACACCACUGGAAGGCAAAGGGAAAAAAAUCUCCCGCAACAACCGCUGCCAUCUCCGUGGGGUUGUUCGACCUAUUGAAAAUACUCGCAUCGCUGGCAUUCGGGAGAUUGCAUCCAACAGAGCAUGGAUCAAACUGGCCAUAGCUUUCCUUGUCGUGAUAUGGAUCGGAUUGAAUUCAUAUAUGCUAUUCUACCAGGCAUUGCUGCAGCCGACGAGAAACGCUCAAAUCACUUGCCAAGAGGGCGAAUACUGUACAAAGAUGGGUGUUGCAUUUUCACCCAAUGGAUUUGCGAUACUCCACCCCCCAAAGGAGUUGGUUUCAUCGACUGUGAAUAACAAAGUUUCGGAGAGCCAUCAUAUUCCAGGAAUAUACAACGAACGGAACUGGUUUCAAAACCAAAAGCGACUCGAAAGACGGCGAAGAACUCGUCCGCCUUCAGGCAGAACCGCGACAACGCAGUUGUCAAUGGGUACAAUCCAAUCUCCAUGGAAAUCGCAUUCGUCGCCAUUUUUUCUGGAAGAUUCAGCGGUGGCGAAUGAGCGCUUCAAGUCCCUCGGACAGGAGGACUGGUCGUCAGCAUGUCACUCGGCUUCACUAAACAAGCACAGUGUCGUAUUAGUCACCGGUAUCGCCACGCACGCACUAGCCGCUGCUUUUGCCUUGCUGAUAUCCAAGCAAUGUCAUGUCGAAAGAAUUGUGGGGACGGACUCGCUCUUUCCCAAUCUGCAGCGGAAGCGUGCCCAACACGUUGACGCUUUGAAACCUCUUUUUCGAUUCAUUCCGAAAUUUCAAUUUGUUCCUACGUCGCAUGGUCUGGCAAAGACCGGCCCCGGGUGUGAAAACGAUAUCAGUUGGAUCCGAAAAGGUCAAAACAUCACGCAUUUGGUGCAUUUCGAAUCAAGUUUACCUGAGUUCGACUCGGAAAUUAUGUCAUCGUCAAAAUACAACGAAUAUGUUCGAGAACAAUCUGCGGUGACGCUACAGCAUAUACUUGAAACUGCCAAAGAGCUGCCAACCUAUGAUAGCGAUUCUACGUUGCCUACAGUAGUUCACGUUACGUCCGAGCAAGUCUCAAACGAGGAUCGAGACUCGGCUGCGUCUCCCAAUCUGGAGGCUUUUCAUGCAAUCUAUGCUUCAGCUUAUUCUAGCUUGACCAGAUUGUCUUUCACAAGCCUGCGACUUCCUCUUAUUUACGGACCUCUUGUAUCCACGCUUGAUGAUCCUCUCUUCCAAGAAGACACCAAUUUGAACACAAAUUCCUCGAAUAGCCAAUCAUAUUUGUUUGUGGAUAACGCAAUUUACGCCGUUUUACAAGCCAUGCAACCACAGCAACAUGGCUUUCGUACCAUGGCCGUUUCACCAUCGUCUAAAGCUUUGGUGAAGUUGUCCUUUCUUUGGACAGAAUUGCGGGCGGGGUCAAAGUUUGGUACAACCCACACUGAUCAUGUGCGGCAAUCCUUUGCUUGGAAAAUGCAGCAGUGGAGACCGUCGGGACGUGAGGUAUCAACUGACCGAGGACUUUACUCGCACCGGUUUUUGAAUACUUAUGGGCUCAAUCGCGAACUUUCCGUACCUUGUAUUUCACAAUGCCAUUCCCCUGCGCUUGCAGAAACAUGCGAUGGGUCGAUCUGGAGCACUAUCCAACGUGUGUCGACAGCUGCUACCGAAGGGUGUCUGUAUGUUGCUUAUUUUUUUGACUUGUCACGGAACUUGCUGCAGCUACCCCAAAAUUCGGAAGCCACGGGUUACAACCCAGAGCUCGGGGUUUGCCGUUUGGCUUUUGUGUCCGGGAAAAGUCCCGUUGUCCAGCAAAAGGCAGCAGAAGCCGUUUCCGUGAUUUUAGAGGGAAGAAUGCCAACUCAGAUCGAGCUACAGGACUACAACGGUAAAAUCAGUUCUGAUGGAUGGCGAAUCGUGUGGCUUGAAAAUGAUGAUGAAACGACAUUAAACGACGCCGAUAACGCUCUACCUAUUAUUUCCCCCAAACUGCUUUUUGCCGAGACUGUCGCCAAAGCUCUACAUGCUGGAUCAGCAGUCUUGAGUAAUUAUACCAAUAUGCAACUCUCCCGAAUAUUCACUUCUACCGAUGGGAGGUAUCUUGAGGCACGGGUUUCGGUUGAAAAUCGACGUGGAGCUAUUUGCUGCCCCCGUGAAAAACACUAUCCAGUGGAGCCAGCACGUAAAACAGUGUUUUUUGCCUCUGAAGCAGAACGAUACUUCGGAACAGCCAGGGAGUGGGAAUGGUCCAUUGCUGACCGCAACACGACACGUAUACCGCCGAGACAAAUGAUGUUUUACAAGGUAGCAGAAGUGCUGGCCCCGUCCCUCAAACGCAGACCGUUGUUGAAGUCAGAAUUCACCCAAUUCGAGAAGUUUCCUUACCAAUGGAUCAAUCUGCAAGAGCUUGUGCAUGAUUUGAAAAGUCCCGGGGCUCACGAUUUGCGAUGUGCUUGGUACGACGAGUUUUUAUACUGGGGUAGCAACCGUAAUGCUGAGGAGUUGUCCUUUGCUCAUUGGGUUGGCAUGAUGCGGCUUCGCGAGCGACUAGGACUUACGACCGUUCCACACUACAAGUUACCUAAUUUAUGGCAAACCUUUCUCGACAAGGAUGGAGAACUGGAGAGUGAACCUGACUUCUCGCAGGUUACCAUGAGAUUCGCCAAGGGACAUAUGAUACCGGCGGAGCACGAAUUCUCCUAA
This is a messenger RNA of Phaeodactylum tricornutum CCAP 1055/1, 2775 nucleotides long. RefSeq lists its product with no specific name. Bases 1 to 2775 code for a protein of 924 amino acids. The transcript has a single exon. The record is from RefSeq and is a predicted model, not a curated record. Lineage: Eukaryota; Bacillariophyta; Bacillariophyceae; Surirellales; Neidiaceae.